This is a messenger RNA of Hymenoscyphus albidus, 373 nucleotides long. Lineage: Eukaryota; Fungi; Ascomycota; Leotiomycetes; Helotiales; Helotiaceae. The record is from the annotation of a GenBank genome assembly.
AUGUCAGGAAAAGACCAAACCGAGCGACAGGCACUCAUAGGUACUUAACCUGCAUUCACUCCUUUUCAAGACAAGAAUGAUACUAACUCAAAUACGAGGCCGGAUUAAGCGGCUAAGUGCAACCUUAAACCUAUUGGGCUUAGCAGUGAAAGAAUCGACUUCAAUUCUCGAAUCUGUCCAAGAAACGCUAGAGGACGGCGGCAAUAUCAAGAAUGGACCUCCUCUCAUUUCGCCUCAAACAUCACAGAAUGAGGUGGACGCAUGUUAUGAUAUUUUGAAUACGUUGACUGCAUUGAUAAAUGGAGAGGAUGGUUUGACUGCUCGUCUUAAGAGGCUUGAUGAUAUGGUUAAACCACGCACAAAAGCCAGUUGA